AUGGCUACAGAUCAGCUUCAACUUGAUCACUCUUUCCAUCAAUCAACCAUGACAGAGCUUCUACCUUCUCCAACCCAUGACCACCUGAUCCACUACCUCUAUUUCGAUCAUUCGACCUCGACAUGGGUUCCACCUGGUUAUCGCUUUGCUCCGACCGAUGACCAGCUCAUUCUCCAUUACCUCUCUAACAAGAUCAAAGGAGAGCCUUUACCUUCUGAAGCCGUCACCGACUGCGAAAUCUACGGCGACCAAGACAAGGAGCCCUGGAGGAUUUUUGGCAUGACCUCAUCCAGAAAGUUCUACGUCUUCACCAAGCUCAAGAACAAGGGUAAGGGAAAAAGGAUUGAACGAACGGCUGGUCGUGGGACUUGGAAAGGACAAAGAACCGAUCCAGUCAAGGACUCUGACGGUAAUCAGAUAGGCUUCAAGAAGCUUUUUGUGUUUGAAGUUAAAGGGGGCGGUGCCAACAAUGUCAAUGGACAUUGGCUCAUGCACGAGUAUUCUCUUCUUACCCAAAGUGAUUAUGUCCUUUGUGCAAUCCGAAACAAAAAUGCCGCUGAACCGACUGCUGAAGAAGUUGGCCUUGAUCAUGUUGAAGGAAUGGAAGCCAUGAUAGAGGAGCUUGAACAAUGUAUUGGGCAAGACCAAACUCUGAUGAGUGAGCAGGUUCAAGCCACCAAUACUUGCAUAAAUAACCAACACACCAAAAGAGGUCUUGAAACUGAAGAAGAUGAGACUCAACCGAAGAGGAUGAGGUUCAGCAAUUCAGUCAAAGACAAGCAAACUUGUUUUACGGGAGCAGCAACACCGGUAUCUACUUUAGCAUUAGACAAAGCAUUGGGUGAUCAGGAAGGAAUGACAGCUGAAAAACUUGAACAAGAAUGGGUACUUAAAGGCUUUGAAGACCAAAAUUUGGAUGAGCUGCUGGAGGCCACCAAUGCACAGGAAUGCCAGCAACAAGAAGAAAUGAUGAGAUUUAGCGACAACUAUGUGACGGAAGACAUGUACAUGCAGCAUUCGUUCACUGCAGCGGCAGAACCAGCAUUGGGCUUUGAUUCAGAAUUCUCUUAUUAUAAUCCUCAACCUUAUACCUUACUUGACCAUUGCCCUCCCUCUUUGCCGGACGGCAGCAUGGGCAACUCGUCUGCUUGA
Theobroma cacao (cacao) is the source of this 1152-nucleotide messenger RNA. NCBI's taxonomy places the organism in Eukaryota, Viridiplantae, Streptophyta, Magnoliopsida, Malvales, Malvaceae. The record is from RefSeq and is a predicted model, not a curated record.